AUGGUACAAUUCUUGUUUCGGGAUCGGAUUUUGGAUUUGACAUACGGAUUUGAUUCCAUGCAUGAGGCUACAUGGCACAACUCUUGUUUCUGGAUCGGACGACCAAACACUCCGUGUCUGGGACAUUGUCGACGGGAAAUGCCUUCACAUUUUGACUGGCCACUUGGCGGCGAACGAGUUGUAUCUAGUGGCAAUGAUUUUACCGUAAAGGUUUGGAAUGUACACACAGAGGAGUGUUUGCACACGCUGACGGGUCACACGAAAAUGAUCAAUUCUCUUUUGUUUGAGCCGGAGCGCGAUCUUGUCGUGUCGGGUAGUCGUGACGGAACGAUUCGCGUCUGGGAUGUGCGAAGAGGAAUUGGCAUGCAUCGCACAUCUUGUCUGUCUUCAAGAGUUAGGGUUCACGGGUUGCUUUGGGAUGCAGCUUCGCGGAAACAUUUUGGUCUCCUGUUACGACUCGGACGUUUGGAUUUGGGACAUUCG
Molecule: messenger RNA, 483 nt
Organism: Mesorhabditis belari
Lineage: Eukaryota; Metazoa; Nematoda; Chromadorea; Rhabditida; Rhabditidae
Source: the annotation of a GenBank genome assembly